UGAUAGAAUUUUAUAGUUUCUCUGAUUACCUUUCAGGUAUUACCUUUCAGGGUAAAUUCUAAGACAAAAUUCUUCCUGUGUAAUAGUUCGCUAAAGGCGCCGCAAUUCCUAGUUACGAGUCUGAGGACGAUUAUGCCAAACGCGUUCGCCGCUCCGGAAGACCUCGUGGGAAGUCCCCCGAGCGAUGAUAGCCGGGGCCGAUUACUCGGUGAAGAACCCGUCGCCACCACCACCACCACCUUCGACCAUAUGCGUUCGUUAUUACGCGACCAUCGCGUAGGCAUCGGAGUCGUGUCACGCCGUUCGCCAUAACGUAAACAACUCGUGCUUGUGCACGCACGGCUGUUCUGUCUCUUCUCAGCUGGUAUACACUCGUCCCUAAACGCGGGACAUACCUUCUACAUCUACAAGAAGAAGAAGAAGAAGCCUGAUUAGUGGUUCGACAGCAAAUUACUGUAACAAGUCGUCCAACAACGUUGGAUAAUAACAAUUCGUGAUAACCAUUCGUGACACAGAAAAUUGUGGAAUCCUCUAUUAGUGACGAUUCACCAGUUCAGAUGACGAUCUCUCGCGUGGAUGAUCAACCAGAGUCAAAGAGAAAGGAACGCAAGAAUAAAAGCGGUUCUAUGAGAUAUUCCUCCGAAGACGAUGAUGAUAUCAAGCGAUUCCACGGCGACGGACUCGUCGUCAGGAUGCACUCGAAUCAUCGCGCCCUGGAAAUCAUGGGAGACGGUUGUCGGAUCGUCCUGACGAAGAAUUCCGGCAAAGUGCACAUCUUCGGCGAUGGUUGCAGCUUACGGGUGAAUCAUAACGUGGGCGAUAUUGAAUAUAUUGGUGACGGUGGUCGAGUCCUCCUUGGAUCGGACUCCUCUAAAGGGAAGGUGAAGUUCGUGGGCGACGGUGGGAAAGUAAUUCUGGAUUCCAAUAUGAGAUCAGCAGGAUCGAGAGGACGAAAUAGAGAGGUCGAUUGCGUGGAAAGAAUUUCGUACUCGUGUAAGGAAAUUGUCAGAGAGGUAUCCUUGGGAUAUGAAGAGACUGAUAGAACCUCGCAUCGGGAUCGGGAGGAACUGGACAAUAUCAUGAACGAUAUGAAGGAGAAGAGUCAAGGGAAGUACGGGAAGCGUAACGAGGAAACACGGAAAUCUACGCGGCAUCCGACCGUUGCGAAGAUCAUCACGAAGAUCCAAAGUGACGGUCAAUGCGUGAGGAAACGCUUCGACGAGUCUUCGUUGAUCGUUAAUACCCACAAUGACGAGCCUUCCGUAACGAAGAACCUGUCGAGAACUUCGGUCACAAAUGUUAAGAUCAAGUGACGUAAUCGUCGGGACUUUUAGGAGCCGUUUUCUUAGGAUAUUGCCUGGAUAAUUCCUCGAAAAGAUUCAACAAUUGCAAGCGCAAUCAAAAUUUGCACAAUUGUUCCUUCUUCUUUUCAAAUAUCGAACUGUUAGUGAUUAUAUUAAUUAAUUUUGUUGUUAUAAAGCUUUAAGCUCUCUUAUAUGUAUGUACAUAAAAUGCGAUCGCAAUUAGUCGCGCGAAAUUGAUUGACAAUUUUAUAAAUUAUCGAUAGUUAAUUUAAUUUUAUUAUUAAUUUUGCGAAUACUGCACGAAAAAAUUGAUUGAACUUGAACAUAUAAAAAU
Molecule: messenger RNA, 1638 nt
Organism: Nylanderia fulva
Lineage: Eukaryota; Metazoa; Arthropoda; Insecta; Hymenoptera; Formicidae
Source: RefSeq, a predicted model, not a curated record